Molecule: messenger RNA, 1329 nt
Organism: Penicillium vulpinum
Lineage: Eukaryota; Fungi; Ascomycota; Eurotiomycetes; Eurotiales; Aspergillaceae
Product: HNH endonuclease signature motif containing protein
Exons: 3
Coding region: 1-1329 (442 amino acids)
Source: RefSeq, a predicted model, not a curated record
AUGUCUAAUCCCCCUCAAGUCCCGCGGCGGGCAUUUGCUGUCAUGCCCAAGGAUCGCCAACAGGCCCUCCUCAACAAACAGAAGAAAGAAGUUCCAACUUCGAGGUCCGUGUCCGAUUUUCUGGAAUCGAAAAUCAAAGAAUAUCGCUGUGAUCUGGAUUACAUACAAUGCGCCCACGAGGGCCUUGUUGAGGCUUUGGAUACCAACCUGAUCUCCGCCACGGAGUUUGCGGACGCUUUACAGCCGUUCAUGGCGUCAGCAAGGACGGUUUCUCAUGAGCUGAAAACCCUGAAUCUUCAGCGAAAGAUUAUGGAAGAAGAUUUAGAAGAGCAAGCCUCCAAUAAGCGCCGGCGACAAGGAGAGCCGGACGUGGAGCUACUGGAGAGAGCUUAUGUCGAUUCGAUCAUGCCAAAGGUCAUGUCGGCUACGGCCCAACAACAGAAGGACAAAGAGCUUCGGGAGCACCACUUCAAUGCUUCUAACUUCAAGAGAGAUGUGGCCCUUUAUUAUGGCAUUCCAAAGGGAAUGGCAUACUGCCAUCUAUCAGGCGAGUGGAAUGCCCACGAUGUAAAAGCAGCUCAUCUCGUGCCCCGGAGUUUGACUGGCGAUGAGAUAUCCCAUCUCUUCGGCGUUCGGAAGAUCGUAUUAUCUGACACUCGAAAUGCCCUUUCCCUCCACAAAAACCUUGAAAUUGCCCUUGACAGUGGGCAAAUAGUCAUUGUCCCAAUUCUGGAGGAGAAUCACACCACCAACCCUGAGAAGGCGCCUGCUACUGAUCCUUCGCGUUGGAAGUGUGUCCUGACGGAUAAUAGCAAGCGGUACCAAAAGGCCCUAGCUUCCCCCGCAAAAACGUGGUUAUGGGAUGAGUUUGAUGGGAAAGAGUUGAAGUUCCGAAACCAGAACAGACCUGCGAAACGAUACCUAUACUUUAGGUUUAUCAUCACUUACAUCUUCUGCAAGAAGCAGAGCAAUGACCUCUUCACGAAGAAGGUCGAGGCAGCGGCGAGGGAUUUUUGGCCUACGCCAGGGCCGUAUCUACGGAAGUCAAUGCUACGGACUUUGGCCCGAAGUAUUUCCGGGCACGAGCUACCACCGAGUCUGGUAGAUGGCAAGACCUUUGACGAUUCCCAGUAUGUCUAUGAAGAACAUAAAACGGAAUCAGCUAUGGUGGCAGCGCAGGACAUUUAUGAUGCUAUAAUAGCAUCUGUCAAGACUUUACCUCCUGACGAUGAGUCAGAGAAUGCCACCACACAAGACCCAACAGAGGAAGAGGGUUACCAGUCAAGCGACGAUGAUCCUGUAUACGAGGACACAUUGGAGUUUUUGUGA